AUGCUUGCUACAGCCGGCCUGGUCGCCGCUGACCCAUUCAAUCCGUUAACGCAGAUUGCGGGCACUGUUUCGGGCACGCUAGACGGCGCCUUUGGAGGCAUCGUGGGAGGCAUGACCGAUGGUACGACAGUUACCGGAGGCAACAGCCCUGCCAGCGGCUUCAAGAGAAUAGUCACGACACCCGCAUAG
Mixia osmundae IAM 14324 is the source of this 189-nucleotide messenger RNA. RefSeq lists its product as uncharacterized. The transcript has 2 exons. Bases 1 to 189 code for a protein of 62 amino acids. Lineage: Eukaryota; Fungi; Basidiomycota; Mixiomycetes; Mixiales; Mixiaceae. The record is from RefSeq and is a predicted model, not a curated record.